AUGGUUAACUGGUUAUGGUUGGUAUCAAAACAGAUGGAAUCGGAUCUUGGCAAGCUCUUCAUUGGGGGAAUUUCCUGGGAUACUGAUGAGGAGCGUCUCAAAGAAUAUUUUGGGAAAUAUGGAGAGGUGAUAGAGGCUGUGAUCAUGAGAGAUCGCUCAACAGGUCGUGCUCGAGGUUUCGGUUUUGUUGUCUUUGCUGAUCCUGCUGUUGCAGAAAGAGUCAUUGUGGAUAAGCACAUAAUUGAUGGCCGUACAGUUGAAGCUAAGAAGGCUGUUCCUAGGGAUGAUCAGAACACUAUAAAUAGACAGUCGGGUGGUGUCCAAGGAUCUCCUGGUCCUGGACGCACAAAAAAGAUUUUUGUUGGAGGUUUACCAUCAACAAUCACGGAAAGUGAUUUUAAGAUGUAUUUUGACCAGUUUGGUACAAUUACUGAUGUUGUAGUAAUGUAUGAUCACAAUACCCAGAGGCCAAGAGGUUUUGGCUUCAUCACUUAUGAUUCAGAAGAAGCUGUGGACAGAGUUCUUCAUAGAACAUUUCAUGAACUCAAUGGAAAGAUGGUUGAGGUCAAGAGGGCAGUUCCCAAAGAGCUAUCCCCUGGACCUAGCCGGAGCCCGUUGAUAGGAUAUAACUAUGGUUUGAAUAGAGCCAGUACCUACCUAAACAGUUAUGCUCAGGGUUUUAAUAUGAAUCCAAUUGGAGGAUAUGGAGUUAGGAUGGAUGGUAGAUUUAGUCCACUUACUAGUGGUAGAAGUGGGUUUACCCCAUUUGGCUCCAGUGGUUAUGGAAUGGGAGUGAAUUUGGAUUCAGGAUUGAACCCAAGCUAUGGAGGGACUUCCAAUUAUGGGAGCAGUCUAGGAUAUGGUCGGAUUAGUCCUUUCUACAGUGGCAACUCUAGCAGAUAUACUACUCCUAUUGGCUAUAGUGGGGGCAACGGGAGAAGUGAUUCUCUUAUGAACUCAACUUCUCGGAAUGUCUGGGGAAAUGGAGGCCUGAAUAAUGCUGCCAAUAACCCCCUCAGUUCUGGUGCUUACUUGGGAUCUGGAAGUGGAGCUUUCGGUGUUUCAAUCGGAAAUAGUGGGACAAAUUGGGGUCCAUCUGUUCCAACCCAGGGUGGAGGAGCUGCUUCUGGCUAUAGUAAUUGGAGUAAUGUUUAUGAAGGUGGAGAUAGCAGCAUCGGAUUAGGAGGGGGAGGAUAUGAAAGGAACAGCAGCGCAAGUGUGACUCAGUCCUCAGCUUUUACUGCGCCAACUGGUGGUUAUGAAGGAUCCUACGGGAACUUGUACCGCAGUGGUUCAGUUUACAGUGACUCAACUUGGCCGUCUGCUGCUUCUGAGAUGGAUGGUUCUGGUUCAUUUGGUUAUGGACUUGGUGGUAUAACUUCAGAUGAUCCAGUAAAGAGUUCUGAGGGUUUUAUUGGAAACUACAAUGUAACAAGUAGACAAUCUAAUAGAGGAAUUGCUGCCUAGGAGAUAUGAUAAUUGGAUAUGUCAUGGUAACUGUAGAUCAAAGGAAACCGGUUAAAAAAAAUGAGGUAUCGUGAAUUCAUACAUCUCCUUCAUUCUAGAGAUAUCAGCUAUUAAGGAAAUUCAACAUAUAUAGCUAACGGGUGUUCUUUCAUUUGAAGUAUACAUAAGCUAAAUCAGUUACAAUGGAUUUUGUGUAAGGUUUGGGAUUUUUGUUUUGUCAUCUUUUUGUUUUUUCAAGGCAUAGGUUCCUUUCUUGGAAUUUGAUUGAGGUGUAUAAUCAGAAUUCGGGAUAUACUCAGGAAGAUUGGUUCCAAUAGUGUAAAAGUGCAUCUCUGGAGAGGGGCACCAUCGUUAGUAUGUUCAAUAAUAGUGUAUUAGUUUUUGAAUUUUUUUCUUUUGCCACUGUAAUGCCUGGCAAAGCUAUUUGUUCUUGUCACCAUCUUUAUUUGUGGGACACGUUUCUGAUCAAAUUGUAAGUGAGGUUCAGUUUGAUUUUAUGAGGUUUGUAACAUGAGAGGGGUACCAUCUAGGAUCCCCAUCAAAUAAUUAAGUUACUGGACAGUUAUUAUUUUUUGUAAGACUUGUGUUAUACAACUGUACACUUGGUCUAUU
Molecule: messenger RNA, 2079 nt
Organism: Gastrolobium bilobum
Lineage: Eukaryota; Viridiplantae; Streptophyta; Magnoliopsida; Fabales; Fabaceae
Product: heterogeneous nuclear ribonucleoprotein 1
Exons: 3
Coding region: 1-1467 (488 amino acids)
Molecular function (GO): RNA binding
Source: RefSeq, a predicted model, not a curated record